Messenger RNA from Rhinolophus ferrumequinum (greater horseshoe bat), 1347 nucleotides. It is a transcript of the gene ANKRD33, whose product is annotated as ankyrin repeat domain 33. Lineage: Eukaryota; Metazoa; Chordata; Mammalia; Chiroptera; Rhinolophidae. The record is from RefSeq and is a predicted model, not a curated record. Bases 360 to 1238 code for a protein of 292 amino acids. The transcript has 4 exons. Gene Ontology annotation, biological process: negative regulation of transcription by RNA polymerase II; negative regulation of transcription regulatory region DNA binding. Gene Ontology annotation, molecular function: protein binding.
AUGUCAACUGCAUGAGGAGAGGGGACUCGCCUUCUUGCCCUCAGGCUUGAAGAGAAGAGCUGCCACUGCAGACGGGGAGUGCUGGACAUGUGUGAGGCACUGUCCUGUCCCGGCAAUGAGACUCCUGUCCCAGGCGACAGGCUGGGGGCCCUGUACUGGGCUUGUGUCCGCAAUGACUCUGCCCAGCUCCAAGCCAUACUGGAUCAUGGGGUCUCCCCAGAGGAGGCCACCCAGGUGGACGGCAAUGGGAGGCCCUCACGGUCGCCUGCUACCACGGCUUCAGGAGUGUUGUGGCCCUGCUCAGCCGCUGUCCUUUCCUGGAUGUGAACCAGCAGGAUAAAGAAGGGGACACGGCCCUCAUGCUGGCUGCCCAAGCAGGCCAUGUGUCUCUGGUGAGUCUCCUGCUCAACUACUACGCGGGCCUGGACCUGGAGCGCCGGGACCAGCGGGGGCUAACAGCGCUGAUGAAGGCUGCCAUGCGGGACCGCUCUGAAUGUGUGGCUGCCCUCCUCAUGGCAGGUGCUGACCUGACCGCAGUGGAUCCUGUUCGGGGCCAGACGGCUCUGGAGUGGGCAGUGCUGACCGACAGCUUCAACACUGUGCAAAGGAUCCGGCAGCUGCUGCGGCGGCCCCAGGUACAGCAGCUCAGCCAGCAUUACCAACCAGAGUGGCCAGCCUUGCCCGGGCUCGUGGCCCAGGCCCAGGCCCAGGCUUCCCCAUCUCUCCUAGAGAGACUACAGGCUGCCUUGAGCCUCCCCUCUGCCCACUCUCCUCAGGAGGGGGGUGUCCUGGACCACCUUGUGACCAUCACGACCAGCCUGGCCAGUCCCUUCCUCACCACUGCCUGCCACACCCUGUGCCCUGACUGCCCGCCUGCACUGGGCACCCAAAGCAAAUCUGUGCCAGAGCUGCUAGGCACUGGUCCUCCCCCACCCCCAGUACCCCAGCCCCCCCAGAUAUUCCCUGGCCGCCGGGUUCUCAUCCAUUACCAGAGUCCUCAAGGCAUGUUGAGCAUGUGCCCUCAGUGGCUACAGCCCAGGGACAAUACCAGUCCCCAAAUCCCCAAGGUGCUCCUCUCCAAGGCACCCUCAUCUCCUAGCCAGUGCAAACCAGAGCCUGGGCCUGCAAAGCGUCGCAGUCUGACCCUUCCUGUCUGGAGAUACCAGGAGCUCAGAAUGCAGAGGAGGAGGCAGGAGGAGGAAGCCAGGUGGGCACAGAGCCAGGGGAAGAUGGACUAGGCCAGGCUGGGAUCAGGGAAUCAGGCGCCUCCCAUAGGCUCCUCUGCCCUGUAGAACCCCUUCUGCCUUUCCAUCCACCUGUCAACCUAUGUAUGAGGUUAUUCAUGCA